CGAGUUGUCGAGCGAGAUUCAUACUUCCUGGUUAGUCAUUCAGGAAAAGUGAUUUUCGAAGCUUUUGUAGUCGCCUGUUUCAUGUUCGCUAGCCUACAAGCGCCACAUCACAAACUCUUGAGGGAUACGUUUUGGAAAAAGCAAAGCAGUCACCGGAUUCAACUACUGUCAUCAUCGCAACUUGGACCAAAUAACGGCCGCCACUGCUAGCGAUUUCCCGUUGUCAUUUCUCAACGUAGCUAGCUAGUUCGGUGAACGGUUUUGGGUGGUGAAAAACAUCGAACCGUGCAAAAUGACGGUGGCGGCUUCAAACUGGGGUUUGAUCAUGAACGUGGUCAACAGCAUCGUUGGAGUGAGCGUGCUGACCAUGCCUUUCUGUUUCAAACAGUGUGGGAUAGUGCUAGGGACUCUGUUGCUGUUCUUCUGUUCGUGGAUGACCCACCAGUCAUGUAUGUUUCUGGUCUACACGGCCAGCAGCACCAAACGCAGGACCUAUGCUGGCCUAGCUUUCCAUGCCUAUGGCAAACCAGGCAAAACACUGGUGGAGACCAGUAUGAUAGGUCUGAUGUUGGGGACAUGUAUUGCCUUCUAUGUCGUCAUCGCUGACCUGGGCUCUAAUUUCUUUGCCCCGUUUUUGGGCCUACCGGUGUCAUUUGGUUUCCGUGUGCUGCUGCUGAUUGUGGUGUCUCUGUUCAUCGUGCUGCCUCUCAGUCUGCAGAGGAACCUGAUGUCAUCCAUCCAGUCCUUCUCUGCCAUGGCCCUCAUGUUCUACACGUUCUUCAUGUUCACGAUGGUGCUGUUUUCAUUCAAACGUGGGCUGCUCAGUGGCUUGUGGCUGGGGCGGGUCAGUAUGGUGCGCUGGGACGGCAUCCUUCGCUGCCUCCCUAUCUGUGGCAUGGCCUUCGCCUGUCAGUCGCAGGUGUUGCCUACCUACGACAGUCUGGACGAGCCCUCCAUCAAACGCAUGAGCACCAUCUUCACCACCUCCCUCAACGUCGUCACCACCUUCUACAUCACGGUGGGAUUCUUUGGCUACGUCAGUUUCACGGAGGACAUAGCCGGGAACGUUCUGAUGAACUUCCCUUCUAACCUGGUGACUAAGAUGAUCCGGGUGGGCUUCAUGAUGUCAGUGGCGGUGGGCUUUCCCAUGAUGAUACUGCCCUGUAGACAGGCAAUCAACACCAUGCUGUUCGAACAACAGCAGAAGGAUGGGACGUUUACUGCAGGGGUGUACAUGCCUCCACUGCGCUUUAAGAUGAUCACCUUCGCCAUCGUCAUCGGAACCAUGCUGGGAGGCAUCUUCAUCCCCAAUGUGGAGACCAUCCUGGGUCUGACUGGAGCCACCAUGGGCUCCCUCAUCUGCUUCAUCUGCCCUGCCCUCAUCUACAGAAAGAUCCAGAAGAAUGGACUCACCGCACAGUUGGUGUUGUGGGUUGGGUUAGGCAUCUUGCUGGUCAGCACCUUCACCACGGUGUCAAUCUCAGCCAGUGACUCCACCCUCAAGCAUGCCCCUCCUCCCCCUGCAGCUGACAAGAGAGCCGUCUUGGGAAUCCAUCCUGACAUUGCUGAUUUACUGAACGUAGAGAAGCCGGUGGUAGCGAAACAGCCUGAGGUGAAGCCUGUGUUGGUGGAGAGGCCUAAGGCCCCUGCUGCUUUAGAGCCAGUCCGUCCAGUAGAGAGACAGCAGGAACAGGCUGAGCCCCCCCAGAUCAAAGGACCUGAACAAGGAGUUCCAGACAGGAAGGAGGAGGAGGAAGUGCAGCUGGACCGCCCUGAUGCAGGUGUGGCGGUACCUGACGGGGAGGCCCAUCGGCACGAGCCGCCCAUCCCCCAUGAUGAGGUCCAGAUAGAGAAGAGGAAGAAUGACGCAGAGCUGGAGGAGGAGAACCAACCUGCAGCGGGAGGAGAAGAGUCUGAGGGUCAGGGAGUGGCGGACCAGGAAGAGGUGAAGAAUAAAGAGGGAGGAGAGGAGGAAGAUAAACUUCCUUUGUUGGUGAAAAAGGAGGAAGUGGGAGGAGCCGAGGUGCAGUCCAAUGAGGUGCUGGAGAAGCCUGACCCGGGGGUGGUGGAAAAACAGGAAGUCCCACUCCUAAAGCAAGUGGAGAAACUUACCCCAGUGAAAGAGGUGCUUGUUGGGAAGGAUGUGGUGGCUGAGCAGGCGCUGGUUCUUGCGGCCAAAGCCCCAGAGGCUGCUGGGAAACGUGAGCCAGCGGCCCCGGUUGCUGAAGCAGUGGUUCCUGUGGCAGCAGAGGGGGCUGCUGUUCCAGAAAUAAAGGAGAGAGGAGCGGAGGACAAGAUGGAUGUGAUACAAAAGCUGGUUGCAGAGGGUCAGUUGGACCAUGCUGCUCUGCUGCAGGUUAUAAAGGAGCAGCAGGAGCAGCAGAAGAGGCUGUUGGACCAGCAGGAGAAACUACUGGCUGUCAUAAAGGAACAGCACCAGGAGAUGCACCCCAAAAUGACAGAUCGAGCUCCAGAGGCCGAUGCAGAGAAGGGGGUCCAGGAGGAGGGGGGAGCAUCCAAAUCCAAAGACCCAGCUCAAGGUGGUCCUGCCCUGGCCUCAGACACCAUGGAGCCUGGGGAGCCCGCUGGAGCUCCACAGGCCGGAGGGGCUGAGGCUCACAUCCAGCCCCACAAUGAGGUCCUCCCUGUGGAGAAGAGUGCAGAAGAGCAGGUCUUCAAAGUGGUUGCCUCUGUUAUUGCCAAGGAAAAAGUCCUUCAGGAGGUCCCUAAACGGCCUGUUUUGGCUGAGGCAGCAAUUGUGGCAGGGGCAGAGGUGGAGGCCCCUAAGGAGAGGGACCUUGGGGCUAUGGGAGUACCGCUGGGUCAGAAGGUGUCAGAGGGGAUGAAGGUAGAACCAGCCCAGCCGCCACCUGCCAAAGCUGAGGACGGGGUAGUUAAAGGAGGGGUGGAGGUAGUGGACAAGGCGAAGGAGAGGAUGGAGAAAGAGACUGGAAGAAGUGAGGAUUGAUAGAGCGGUGCAGGGGAGGGUGGA
Molecule: messenger RNA, 2992 nt
Organism: Salvelinus namaycush (lake trout)
Lineage: Eukaryota; Metazoa; Chordata; Actinopteri; Salmoniformes; Salmonidae
Product: putative sodium-coupled neutral amino acid transporter 10
Exons: 17
Coding region: 293-2968 (891 amino acids)
Biological process (GO): amino acid transmembrane transport
Molecular function (GO): amino acid transmembrane transporter activity
Source: RefSeq, a predicted model, not a curated record